This is a messenger RNA of Caenorhabditis sp. 36 PRJEB53466, 1303 nucleotides long. NCBI's taxonomy places the organism in Eukaryota, Metazoa, Nematoda, Chromadorea, Rhabditida, Rhabditidae. The record is from the annotation of a GenBank genome assembly.
AUGGACGAAAUCAUCGAAUACGGCUCCAUCGAAGCGAUUCCCAGGUACAACUGCAGGUAUGUCACAGAUUUGGAAAUCACCAGUAACUGAAUUUCCAGCGGUCACAGCUCUGAAAUGUGGACCGAGUUUUUUGAGGUGCGACAUCCCAUUAUUGGCACUUUUGAUGUCUUGUUCGGAUUUAUCAUCAACGUUUGUGUUUUUUUUCUUUUAGUCGACUGUACUCGAUAUUCAGAUUCUCUAUAUUCCAAUUCUAGCCGUAAUGUACCAGCCGAUGUACUUCAAAAUGUCCUGCUUUAAAAUCAUGAUCUUUCUCGGAGUCAUCGACAUGCUCGCACUUUAUGUCAACUCUAUCAUAACUGGAGUACUAGCCAUCCAGGGUACCGUCUGGUGCACUUUCCCCAAUUUCAACUACAUUGUCGGAAUGAUCAUUUUGAGAUUGUGGUGCUGUUCAUGUUGUUCGGCUCUGAUGCUCGUGGCGAACAGACUGAUGGAUCUGACCAAGCCUCAGUGGGCAAUGAUUUGGUUUGAAGGGUGAGUAACGUCGAAGCAGAUGCUCAAGAAAAUUUGGUUACGUCUGACGCGCUGAAUCAUGAUGAAUGAUGGAAUAAUGCGCCCGUGUUAGAAAAAAACAGACUUUCAACAGUCCGGUCUGGGCCAACACUUAAAAUUCUCCAGAUGUUUUCAGAAACAGAACCUAUAUUGCUCUCGCUGUAUCAGUUAUGUACGGUCUGUACUUCACACUCUUCACAAAUCCUGUCGGCUUCAACUCGAAAUAUUACACAUGGCUAUUCGAUCCAAUAAUUGAUAGAAACCCAUCCGCCGAUGUAGCUUACACAAAUUUGAAAGGGAUCAUCUGAAUGUUCGAAAAUUUACAGUACCAUAACAUCGCGCACAGUAUCAACAACUUGUUGGUGGUGGCCGUCACUUGUAUCCUGUACACUUGGCUUUACGUGGUCAUUGGCGAACAGAUCAGAAUGUCUACGCGGGCCACUCAGAGACAAAACUUGGUUUUCAGUCUGUCUACACUUUUAAGCCCAAACGGAAAUUGCAGAGUCUCCAAAUCCUGGUUCAAUCUACGAUGAUCUGCUCGAUCAACCUCGUCGCGUCUUGUGUGUUUGUACUCAUGAACUUUGUCGAACUUCCAAUAUGGGUCAUAAUAGUGACACACAAAGCUUGGCAGUUCAUCCACGGCGCUCCUGUCAUCAUCUACUUGACAUUGAACAAAACGAUCCGCAGCGGUGUACUCAAGAAGUUGCAGUCCGACAUUAAGAUCUAUCGCUCCAGGUCCGUGGCUCCCCAAUAA